Molecule: messenger RNA, 1182 nt
Organism: Carya illinoinensis
Lineage: Eukaryota; Viridiplantae; Streptophyta; Magnoliopsida; Fagales; Juglandaceae
Product: cyclin-P3-1
Exons: 3
Coding region: 226-882 (218 amino acids)
Biological process (GO): regulation of cyclin-dependent protein serine/threonine kinase activity
Molecular function (GO): protein kinase binding
Source: RefSeq, a predicted model, not a curated record
ACUUGUGGGAAUAAAUAAAGAAGCAAUCUUUGAUUACUUUUUUCUUGUGACUAAAUGUGUGCAGAAACGUGCUAUGGCAGAGAGAUGAAAGAAGAGUAAACUCCAUGAGACAAGCUAAUGUCUCAAUGUGCAGUGUAUCUUCUUCGUGCCUCCCGCUCAGGUAGAAGAAGCUACUUUGUAUAGCAUUGUUGAGACAUCCCCCUUGGCCCUUGCACUCUAUUUGAGAUGGGUACGUUGGCAUUUCAUGCUCAGAAUGUAGAAUCGGAUAUUUACCUUUCAUUGGGGCUUACAGAAUUAAGAAAAGGCUUUCUGGAAAGUCCACGGGUUUUAUCACUUCUCUCCUCACUGCUUGAGAGAUCAGUUCAAAAAAAUGAGUUGCUACUGGAGAUGUCACAAAUUAAAGAUGUUGUUACAAUAUUCCAUGGUCUGAGAGCACCCACUCUGAGCAUCCGGCACUAUAUUGAUCGAAUCUUCAAGUACUCUGCUUGCAGCCCUUCCUGCUUUGUUGUUGCACAUAUCUAUAUUGAUAGAUUCCUCCAGAGUACAGAGGUUCAAUUAACGUCCCUAAAUGUUCACCGGCUUCUAAUAAUAAGUAUUAUGCUCGCAGCAAAGUUUAUUGAUGACGCAUUCUUCAACAAUGCCUAUUAUGCCAAAGUGGGAGGAGUAAGCACUGCAGAGUUGAACAGGUUGGAGAUGAAGUUUUUGUUCAGUAUAGAUUUCAGACUCCAAGUGACAUCAGAGACUUUUGGAAGAUAUUGUUCGCUAUUGGAAAGGGAAACUGCAGAAGGGCUCCAAAUUGAACGGCCUUUUCAAGCCUGUAGAAUUAAAGAGAGUUGGUCAAACAAAGAUGAUUCAAAUUGUGCUCCCACUGUUGCACGGUGAAAAUAUGGAAUUAUGCCCCAUGUCUGAGUAUAAACCAAAUCUCUGAAACACAAUGAAAUUAGAAAGCAGGCUUGUUUGUACUUGACCAAUCGUGUUAGGGACACCAUGUUUGUUUGAUUACUGUCUUUCAAAUGUUGUAAUUGGGUAGAGAUUGAAAUAGAUUUUUUCAUAUUUCUUUUCAUCCUGUGCUUUUUCUCAAAGCACCAACUUCUUGUGGUUUAUCCCUUGGUUUGGGUCUUCAUCAAUGUAGGUGUAAACACAGAUUUAAUCAAUUCUAUGGUUGAAAGGAGAUUGAUUGCA